CGAAGAGCGUCGACCAGGGGUCUGGGAAGGAGAAAAUGAAGCUCAAGGGCCUCCUACUCCGGUAUUACCCGCCAGAGUAAUAUUUACUUUUAACAAAAUUCUGAAAAGCACAUAAAAGGAUAACUAAGAGCAUGCUCAACCCACUGAAGGAAUUAUGUUGGAAUAUGAAAAGAGUGGAGAAUUGAGGACCAAAUCCAUAGAUUUGCUCAACCUCAGUUCCAGCACUGAUGUCAAUGCCUUAGUAGAAGAAAUACAAAAAGCAGAGCCUCUAAUCACAGCUUCACGAUCAGAUCAAGUAAAGCUUUUAAUACAGAGGUUACAAGAUAAACUCAGACAGCACAGCAAUCACAAAUUUUAUCUUUUUAAGGUUCUCAGAGCACAUAUACUGCCAUUGACUAAUGUUGCACUUAAUAAAUCAGGCUCAUGCUUUAUCACAGGAAGCUAUGAUCGGACAUGUAAAGUCUGGGACACUGCAUCUGGAGAGGAACUUCACACCCUGGAGGGCCACAGGAAUGUGGUCUAUGCCAUAGCAUUCAACAAUCCAUACGGUGACAAAAUUGCCACUGGGUCCUUCGAUAAGACUUGUAAGCUAUGGAGUGUAGAAACAGGAAAAUGUUACCAUACCUUUAGGGGUCACACAGCAGAAAUAGUGUGUUUAUCCUUCAACCCUCAAAGCACACUCGUGGCCACUGGGAGCAUGGACACAACAGCCAAACUGUGGGACAUCCAGAAUGGAGAGGAGGUGUUCACUUUAAUGGGACAUUCCGCUGAAAUCAUCUCUUUGUCCUUUAAUACCUCAGGAAAGAGAAUCAUCACGGGAUCUUUUGAUCAUACUGUUGCAGUGUGGGAAGCUGAUACUGGAAGGAAGGUAUAUACCUUAAUCGGGCAUUGUGCUGAGAUUAGCAGUGCUUUAUUCAACUGGGAUUGCUCUCUGAUAUUAACUGGCUCUAUGGACAAAACCUGCAUGCUGUGGGAUGCCACAAAUGGAAAAUGUGUGGCAACACUAACAGGCCAUGAUGAUGAAAUUCUAGACAGCUGUUUCGAUUACACUGGAAAACUUAUUGCAACUGCUUCAGCCGAUGGAACAGCAAGAGUUUUCAGUGCUGCUACAAGAAAAUGCAUGACCAAAUUGGAAGGCCAUGAAGGAGAAAUUUCAAAGAUUUCUUUCAACCCCCAAGGGAAUCAUAUUCUGACUGGCAGCGCUGACAAAACAGCAAGAAUCUGGGAUGCUCAGACUGGUCAGUGCCUCCAGGUCCUUGAGGGGCACACAGAUGAGAUCUUUUCAUGUGCUUUCAACUACAAAGGCAACAUAAUCAUUACAGGUAGCAAGGAUAACACAUGUAGGAUAUGGCGCUGACUGAAGA
This is a messenger RNA of Lontra canadensis (Northern American river otter), 1364 nucleotides long. It is a transcript of the gene DAW1, whose product is annotated as dynein assembly factor with WD repeats 1. The transcript has 14 exons. Gene Ontology annotation, molecular function: ubiquitin binding. Gene Ontology annotation, cellular component: cytoplasm; nucleus. Lineage: Eukaryota; Metazoa; Chordata; Mammalia; Carnivora; Mustelidae. Bases 155 to 1357 code for a protein of 400 amino acids. Gene Ontology annotation, biological process: ubiquitin recycling; proteasome-mediated ubiquitin-dependent protein catabolic process. The record is from RefSeq and is a predicted model, not a curated record.